Messenger RNA from Arabidopsis thaliana (thale cress), 836 nucleotides. It is a transcript of the gene SOUL-1, whose product is annotated as SOUL heme-binding family protein. Bases 96 to 836 code for a protein of 246 amino acids. The transcript has a single exon. The record is from RefSeq and is marked reviewed. NCBI's taxonomy places the organism in Eukaryota, Viridiplantae, Streptophyta, Magnoliopsida, Brassicales, Brassicaceae.
AUUUUUCAAACAAAAAAAGCCAAAAAUUCGAUUUGAGUUUAUCAUAUCUUCUUCUAUAAAUAAAUUGAAAUAUUUUUAUACACAUACGUUGUCAAAUGCUAACCACACGUUUGCGUUUAGUAACCGAAAGAACCAAACUGAUAAAUACUACUUCUCCUAUGAGAAUAGUUUUUGGUAAAACUUACAUAAUGGGAAUGGUUUUUGGUAAAAUCGCUGUAGAGACUCCUAAAUACACGGUGACUAAAUCCGGUGACGGUUAUGAGAUCCGUGAAUAUCCACCAGCGGUUGCGGCGGAGGUUACAUACGAUGCGUCGGAGUUCAAAGGUGAUAAAGACGGAGGCUUUCAGCUUUUGGCUAAGUACAUAGGUGUGUUUGGCAAACCGGAGAAUGAGAAACCGGAGAAAAUUGCUAUGACUGCACCGGUGAUCACUAAGGAAGGUGAGAAGAUUGCGAUGACUGCUCCGGUGAUUACUAAGGAGAGUGAGAAGAUUGAGAUGACUUCUCCGGUUGUAACUAAGGAAGGUGGUGGAGAAGGAAGGAAGAAGUUGGUGACGAUGCAGUUUUUGUUGCCGUCGAUGUAUAAGAAGGCGGAGGAGGCACCACGUCCAACGGAUGAGAGGGUUGUGAUUAAGGAGGAAGGAGGGAGGAAGUAUGGUGUGAUUAAGUUUAGUGGUAUAGCGUCGGAGAGUGUGGUGAGUGAGAAGGUGAAGAAGCUGAGUAGUCAUCUUGAGAAAGAUGGGUUUAAGAUCACCGGAGAUUUCGUUCUUGCUAGGUAUAAUCCUCCAUGGACGUUACCACCGUUUAGGACCAAUGAGGUCAUGAUUCCUGUUGAAUGA